AUGAGCAGUUCUAAAGCUAGUAGUAAUGCUAUGGGAUGUAGUGAAAUAGGAAGGUUUUCGAGGUAUAUGCUGACAGGAAGAUGGUUCAGUGUGUUUGCCUCCUUCCUCAUUAUGGCUGGAGCUGGUGCCACUUACCUCUAUGGUACCUAUUCCAAAGAGAUCAAGUCCACUCUUGGCUAUGACCAAACAGAAAUCAACAUGCUAGGCUUCUCCAAAGAUUUUGGUGCAAACGUUGGUGUCCUCUCUGGCCUAAUUGGUGAAGUAACCCCAGUUUGGUUCGUGCUCAUAAUUGGCGCGGUCAUGAAUUUUGUAGGCUACUUCAUGAUUUGGCUGGCUGUCACUGGCAGAAUUCCCAAGCCUAAAGUAUGGCAGAUGUGCGUUUAUAUAUGCAUUGGAGCCAACUCUCAAAACUUUGCAAAUACAGGAGCUCUUGUCACUUGUGUCAAGAAUUUCCCAGAGAGCCGAGGUGUUAUGCUUGGUCUGUUAAAGGGUUUUACUGGGCUUAGUGGAGCUAUCCUGACACAAAUUUACUUAGCAGUGUAUGGAAAUGAUUCAAAAUCCUUGAUUCUUCUUAUUGGCUGGCUCCCUGCUGCAGUGUCAAUAGUUUUUGUAUACACCAUUCGACCAAUGAAAGUUAUUAGGCAACCCAAUGAGCUCAAAGUCUUUUACCAUUUCCUCUACAUCUCAAUUAUCCUUGCAGUAUUUCUCAUGGUGAUGAAUCUGCUUCAGAAAUAUAUUAAUUUCUCCCAUGCUGCCUAUGCUGGAAGCGCCACUGUGGCUGUUUUGUUGCUCUUUCUCCCUCUUGGCAUUUCCAUUAGAGAAGAGCUAGUCCUCUGGAACCUCCAGAAACAGCCUGUUGAUCCUCCAACUGAGGUCAAAGUUGAGAAACCACAAGAGAUCGAAGAGAAAAAGAAUGAGCCGAAAGAGAAAGAAUUGGAGACACCAGAGCCAGGUUGUUUUUCUGACAUAUGGAACAAACCAACAAGAGGAGAAGACUAUACCAUUUUACAAGCACUCUUAAGUACGGACAUGCUCAUUUUGUUCAUUUCAACAUUAUGUGGGCUUGGGUCAAGCUUGACAGCAGUAGACAACUUGGGGCAAAUUGGCGAGUCUUUGGGGUAUCCAACCAAAACAAUAAAAACUUUUGUGUCAUUGACUAGCAUAUGGAACUACUUUGGCAGAGUCUUUUCUGGGUUCAUCUCCGAAAGCCUACUGAUCAGGUGGAAAAUUCCCAGACCAUUAGUAAUGACUUUUGCUCUUGUUCUAUCAUGUGUUGGUCUCCUACUCAUUGCAUUUCCGGUCCCUGGUUCAGUUUACGUGGCAUCGGUGAUCAUAGGGUUUUCUUUUGGGGCUCAAUUGCCGUUACUUUUUGCAAUCAUUUCCGAGCUCUUUGGUCUUAAGCACUUUGCUACAUUAUUCAAUUGUGGACAAAUAGCAAGUCCACUAGGGUCCUAUCUUUUCAAUGUGAAGCUCACCGGGGCGCUCUACGAUAAGGAGGCAAUGAAAGAGCUAACAAAGAGAGGUUUGACCAGAUCACAAGUGAAGGACUUGACAUGCCUUGGAAAUCAUUGUUAUCGGUUGUCUUUCACAAUUUUAGCUGCUGCUACGUUCUUUGGUGCUCUUGUGUCACUGAUUUUGGUGUUCAGGACAAGAAAGUUCUACAAAGGUGACAUAUAUAAGAAAUACAGACAACAAGGUUCGGAAUUAGCAGUGAAAAAAGUGGCUACCUUUAAGCGUAAUGGUAAUGGGUUUCUUGGCAAAGAGGCCAAGCAAACUCAAGGGCUCCAAGAAAUACCCAAUAGACCGCUCAAAACCACAGUCGUGGUCCAGUUUCAACCGACCCAUCGCUAUCCCUGGCUUGAACUUAAAUCCAGUGCCUACUCAAUAUAG
Prunus persica (peach) is the source of this 1890-nucleotide messenger RNA. Its product is annotated as protein NUCLEAR FUSION DEFECTIVE 4. The coding region runs from base 1 to 1890 and encodes 629 amino acids. The transcript has 2 exons. Gene Ontology annotation, biological process: transmembrane transport. Lineage: Eukaryota; Viridiplantae; Streptophyta; Magnoliopsida; Rosales; Rosaceae. Gene Ontology annotation, molecular function: transmembrane transporter activity. Gene Ontology annotation, cellular component: membrane. The record is from RefSeq and is a predicted model, not a curated record.